UCUUUAUAAAGCACAGCUAUACACGUAGAAUGAUCAGUUAAGGCGAGCUUUAUAAUAUCGAACAUUUGUAGGAUGGACUUUAAUCUGAUCGAGUACAUAUAAAAUGGAAAUUUAUUGAUGUUACACAGUUUAUGUCUUUGAAAUGGGUAAAAAGCGAAUUGGUGACUUUAUACGCGGAAUAAAUUUCCUGAAGCUGACAAAAGAGCAAGGAGAUGAAUUUGGAAACAAAAUGAUCGACAUUGAAAGUCAAAUCAACUACGAUAAUGAUGGCAUACAGAUCGAUGAAGUGAAGGAUGGAUUCGCAGCAUUUGCAGAGAAGGUUGGCGUACCAAAGUUUCCUGAACUACAUUCCGGCGGUUACUUGGCCGCACACUCGGCUAUUGACGUUCUGAUCAGGCUUGUAGGGGAACUAGAACAUGAUGAGGCAGUCUCUAAAGCAUUCGGUAAGGUAUACGCCGACACGUGGCUAGCACUCCUUAAGGCAGGACCAAGCUCCGCACAAACAGAAAUAAUGUCCACAUUCCAAACGUACAUCUUCGAACAGUAUAUCAUGAACUGUGAACAUAAACAAUUUUCUGAAAUGUUCUCCCAAAUGAAGGUUACAUUCCACUACGACGCGUCCAUAGAAAAAGGCCACGAAGAGCGAGAAUAUGCUGACUUUGUACAUAAAGCCAUCAGCUAUUUAUUUGAACGCAUGGAAGAGAAACAACUGAUCGAAUCACGGAAAGAAUUCCUGGAUCUGUACCAUCACUUCCAAAAACAGCUGUCUGGUUUAUCGGAGACGUUCGCUACAUACGUGGGUUAUUUACUCAGAGAUAUGGCUUCAGGAUUCCCCAACGAAAACCCAUAUGGUGAAACGAAAGGGGUUGGACAUGCAGACCCAAAAAGCAGCAAAGAGAGCAUUGAACUGGUGAAAAGCAUGAUCUGUGAUCCAAAGAUAAAGUCCCAAGAAGACAUCGGAAAAUUUAAAGCUGGCGCAACCUUAGAAGGUGUAAUAGAAGGAAUGUUCAAAGCCGAUGACAUACCUGGAAUGAUUGACCCUCUGAUGAGCCUCGUUUCGGAGUUUUCGAAGUCAGCCGGAUCUCCAUUCGGAGGGGAGAUUUACGCAACCGUCAGGGAUAGACUGUUUAAUAAAAUGGACGUUGACUCCUAUGUUCCUAAUGUCAAGGUCUAUGAAUCGUGUCUGGGAAUGGUCCUAGACGUUUUACCGCAUCCGAAUGUUACAGAGCCAAUGGCGGACAUGAUCAAGUUUGCAUUUGCAUAUUGCCUUAUGAAAUUUCAAGACAUGACACAGCCUUUGGCAAAGAAAUUUGUAACCGCCAUGAUCGAACUGCUUAAAUCAGGAAACAUAAUACUGGUUAAAAUAACUGUGAGAAUAUUAAGGGAUGACGAUAUGCUAGAACGACUCAAAUGGAAGAGUUUAAUCGAGGAGGUGAAGAUGAUGCUGGGGACUGUAGGAAAGAAGCCAAUCAAGGAGAUGCAAAAGGAUGGACGUGACAAGCUGGACACUAUAAUCGAAGGAUACACGGAUUUCUGCGACUAUUUUCUAAAAGCGCUGUGGAAGUCUAAGAUGGUUGAUAAAGUACAGAAAGAGCUUAUUGAAGCAAUAUUUGACUGCUUUGAGCUAGAGAGCCCAGCAAAAGCCAACAUGGCUUAUAAAUUACAAGAUGAUCUCCGCCUAUCGAAGCCUGACAAAGAUCUUAUUAUGUUCAUUCUGACUCGCUGUAAAGCUGACCUGGCCAACAAAGAGUUGAAAUGGACGAUUUACUCUAGCAGAAGUAUAUCUAAUACUUUACAGGCUGUGAUCACGGCCUAUAAUGGAAAUGGCAAAAUGGUUACCCCAGAACAACACAAGCUAUUCGCGGGGAUAUUUAACAUUUGUAUGGAAGGGGACUCAACAGUGGAACAUUUUAUUGACUACGAUGAAUGCCAUACAGUUUAUAUGACGAUAUACCGGAACAACCUCGAAAACUAUUAUGAAUUGCACCGAGAGACGAGUACCCAAGACUGUUUCAUUGAUGUAAUACCGGGUGUGCUCAAGUGGGUCAGGAUUUCAGUGGAGGAGGAUUGUGAACAAGUCAAAGAUACCAGUUUCCGCAUCCUCCAGAACUGUUCUAUUAAGGCGGUGAAAGGCAUGGAAAAAUAUCUCAAAGAUCUAAUGGACCUCAUGUUUCUGAGUGAACAGUAUCAAUAUUUGUCUCCAUUGAUUACGAAGCUGUACCCAGACAACCCAAAUGAUGUCCAUACAAGUCUCCCGAAUCUGUUUGACAGGUAUCCGAUGCUAAAGGACUUCGACCAGACGAUGGUUAUGAACCUGAUGGUGACUGUGUCGACCACGCAUCCAGAGGCAUUUACAGAUCAGCAGAUAAAGAGUUUGGUAGAUUGGCACCUGGAUGCUUCUGAGGACUCGGACAGCCUUCUACUAAUUGUACUUCGUUUUAUAUCAGAGAAACGACCCAGAAAAUUGGUUCCCCACUUAAGGUCAUUUUUAAAACCGCACAAAAAGGGCCAUGCAAUGAUGUUCAGUGUGAAACUAUACAUUAUUGGAAAUGUCGGUGUUUGUGAAAAGACUCUUGCAGAAGAAUCAAUGGACUUUAUGGUUUCCAAUUUCGGAUUUCACGACCCGAGUGUUGUAAUGGUCAUAAAUUCAAUGAUUGCGACGCUUAUGAAAGCCAGCAAACAAUAUAUGCAAAAGUACAGGGAACACGUUGAAAAGCUCGAGAAAAAUGGCACAACACCCAAUAUUAAAGAUUGAGCUAGGCACAUACUCAACAUACUGGACGGCAAAGUAAUUGAAGAGGUGUUUAAUGACGUCCAAGAAACCAAGGAAACGGUAAACGUGAUUGACAAGAAAGUUGAUGCUACCAUAGGUACAGUUAUAACAAUCGGCGAAAAAGUCGUUGAACACGAUAAAGAUAUAUCCAAGCUGCAAAAAGAAGUUGAUACUCUGGAUGAAAGAGUUGACGAUGUGGAAGAUGACCUUGGUGAGACAAAAGUAAAGGUCGAAGCAAUUGAUAAUAAGACUAUGAUAAAUGCACCUAAGUGGUCACGAGAUCUGACGAAGCUAAUGAACCCGACUAGUAGCGCAGAUUGGCGUUUACUUGCGCAGAGACUGCAGUACAACAAUGAUGAUAUCAGGGGUUGGGCGCAACAGAAUGAUCCGUGUAUGGCCGUCCUCAGCGAAUGGUAUGCAACUCAUAAAACAAGCGAAGCAACUAAGGCAAUUUUAAAGAUUUUGGAGGACAUGAACAGAAUGGACGCUGUUGUUAUUGUGGAGAAUGCAAUGAAAGCAAGUGAGGGUGUUGUGGAAGACGAAGAAUUUGAAUAUGCCAGUCCACCGCCAAUAUUCCUGAGCUAUCAGUGGGGGAUGCAAGAAGAGGUUAAACUACUUAAACAACAUUUAUUGAUGGCUGGUUUUGAAUGUUGGAUGGACAUUGGUCAAAUGGGAGGAGGGGACAAAUUGUUUAACAAAAUCGAUGACGGAAUCAGAGCAGCCAAAGUGGUCAUAUCGUGCACAACAGAAAAAUAUGCACAAUCGCCGAACUGCAACAGGGAGGUAAACUUGGCUGUAAACCUUGGUAAACCAAUCAUUCCUCUCUUAAUGGAAAAGAUGGACUGGCCCCCAAAAGGAUCUAUGGGUCCAAUCUUCAGUGAAUACCUGUUCAUCAGGUUCUUCCAAAGAAAUGGAGAGGAAACAAAAGAGUCGGAUCAAAGAUACUGGCCGUUGUCGAAGUUCAAUGAGCUUUUGAUGCAGAUUCAUCUGCACAUUGUACCAGAUGAAAGAAUUGUAACAAAAGAGUACAAGAACUGGUGGAAUCCCAUAAUGCAGGCGGUAUUCAUUGAUAAAAACAGGGGAAAAGGGAAACCAACUCAAGCAAAGUCUAGUGCAGAGAACAAGUUAAAUGAUGCUUCAGACAAGUCGCCGUUAGUAUUCCUGUCCUACCAGUGGGAUCUACAGCCCCAGGUGUUAUUGCUGUAUCAACGUUUGACGUCACUCGGAUACUCAGUAUGGAUGGAUAUUCACCAGAUGGGAGGCGGCGACUCACUCUAUGACAAAAUAGACAGAGGUCUGAGAGGAUGUAAGGUAAUCGUGUCCUGUGUUACGCCGAAGUAUUCACUGUCAGCCAACUGUAGGAGGGAGGUUAGCCUUGCAGACGCUCUCAAGAAGCCAAUCAUUCCAUUGCUGUUGGAAGAAAUGAAAUGGCCUCCGGGUGGUCCAAUGAGCAUGGUGUUUACGGAACUGCUUUUUAUCAACAUGUACAAAGAUCCGAAUACACCGAAAACUUGGUCUGGUCCAAAAUUUGACGAACUUAUACAAAAACUUCAAGAACACAUUCCAAGCCUUACGGCAGUGGUAAGCGUCACAACAGCAGAUACAAAACCUUCAAACGGAAAUUCACCAAACAAAACAGAUCCGAAGGGAACCCAAGCGAAUGCUCAACCGGACAAGGCAAAGGCAACUCAAAAUGGUUCGCAGUCAGAUUCUAAAAGCGGACAGUCAAAAGGCUUAACAAACAAGUGGGAAGACACACUUGAGGCAUCGCCUAAACCUACAAAUAGUAAUCUAAAGGCAAACCCAACAAAACCGUUAUCUGAAAAAUCACAAGAGGAGACAGGCCAAUCGAAAGACGGUCCCACAGGCAAUUCUAAAUCACUUGAGGCACCGCAUAAAGAAACAGAAAGUAAACUAAAGGUAAAUCCAACUGAAUCGCCGCCUGAAAAGUCAAAAGACACUAGCCAAUCAAAAGACAGUUCCACAGGCAAGGCUAAAUCACUUGAGGCACCGCCUAAAGCAACAGAGAAUAAGCCAAAGGCAAAUCAACCAAAGGCGAAUCAAACCAAUCCAUCGUCUGAAAUGUCAAAAGAGACAGGCCAAUCUAAAUCAUGUGUAUUGCUUUAGAAAACGAUAUAAUGACACUCUCCGCAGCAAUGUAAUUUCAGUUAGAUUGAUACAGCUUCGGUUCAUUUUGAAAUGGUAUGAAGCAACGAUUUGGAAGAAAAACUUUAAAAAACAUGUUAAACAUGCCUUCUCAACAUUUUUUACGUGUAUAUGAAUUAUUCUUAUUUCUAUAUUUCCAUGUCAUCUAAUUAAUUUUACAUAUUUGUUUCGGAUAGAAACAAUAUUAGUAAUUAAAACACGAUAUCGAUGCUGGGAUCAAGCUCCAAUCCAUCACAAUGUCCGAUGGUGAUCGCUCAGGAUGAGUAUAAGGAAUCUUACUUUAUUUCGUAGGCUUGUUUUCAAAGGUCGUACUUUCAACAAGGGACAAGCUGAAAAUAAACCAUUUUGAAAGUCGACGAUUAAUAAUUUUGUUCAUUUAAAUAUAGAUGUUUGCAAUUAAAGAUUGAUAAAAUUGUAAAUGAUAUCAAAUAAUUUGUGACGUGUGCUUGUUCAUUCUGAGUGAUUUAUUCGUACUUGAGUGUGUUUGUGCUUAAGUCAAUAAAAUUCAUCCAUUCAGUUGAGCUCAUGUCUGCUGUAAUAAAUGGUUUAUAAUUCGUAUUUGAGCUGAAAGAUAAACUAUCUGCUUCGAGCAAACUUUAUUUUCUAGAGUUGUGAUAUGUCCAAUAAAAGUUGAAUUAAUCUUCAUGCCUUUCAAGUCCAGCUAUUCAAAAUGGACUGCUAUAUUUCCAUGUGCAUCUCAUUGAGCGUCUCUGUGUGACUUCAAAUUCGGUUACGUUUCAUGUGACCAAUGUCAUUGCAGUAUCAUCGAUAUAAAGCGACUUCCCAAUACAUUAAUAUAAUUAUCAAUCUCAUCUCAAGUAUGAGUAAAAGCUAAUACUUCAGGUUAGGAUAUAAACAAACAGUUAACCACCCAGGAGCUAGAACUUUAAGCUCGUAUAUGACUUGGUAUGAUAAAGAAACUUUUUGUGCCUUAAUUCUUUAUUACAGAGACAGUUCACUUGUUCACCUAUUAAUGCCCCGGUGACUAUUCGGUAUAUUAUAUAUGCAUUCGUGUAUGUCUAAAAACCAGGAUACAUGUUA
This is a messenger RNA of Dreissena polymorpha, 5980 nucleotides long. RefSeq lists its product as uncharacterized. NCBI's taxonomy places the organism in Eukaryota, Metazoa, Mollusca, Bivalvia, Myida, Dreissenidae. Gene Ontology annotation, molecular function: protein binding. The record is from RefSeq and is a predicted model, not a curated record. Gene Ontology annotation, biological process: signal transduction. The transcript has 25 exons.